Messenger RNA from Closterium sp. Naga37s-1, 597 nucleotides. NCBI's taxonomy places the organism in Eukaryota, Viridiplantae, Streptophyta, Zygnematophyceae, Desmidiales, Closteriaceae. The record is from the annotation of a GenBank genome assembly.
AUGGCCAGCCCGCGACUCGUCACCGGAUCUCCGCCAAUUGCGAUCGCGUCGCUUGUUCUGCUGACAGCAUUGCUGCUCGCAGUGCCGCGAUCGGCGGCGGACGGCGCGGAGAACUCGGACGUGCUGGAGCUCACGCCGGCGAACUUCCACGACCACGUGGGGGGCGACUCGGUCGUGUUCGUGAAGUUCUACACUCCUUGGUGCGGGCACUGCCAGCGCCUGGCGCCGGACUGGGAGAAGGUGGCGACGGCAUUCAAAGACUCGGAUGCCAUCCGCAUCGCCAAGGUGGACUGUCAGGCGCACGCGGAGCUGUGCACGAACCACGAGGUCCGCGGAUACCCCACGCUCAAGUGGUUCCCUGCUGCUGGCCAGGGGGGAGUGGAGGACUAUGGAGGAGACAGGAAGGCCAACGUUUUCGUGGAUUUUAUCAACAGUCGACUCGGUGAGUGGGCGGCGGGCUUGGUGAGUGGGCGGCAGGCUUGGGUGGAAUCAGACGAGCCAGAGUCACGGGUGAUGGAGCUCACCACGUGGGCGUUCCCCUCAGUCAUGCUGGACGAGACCAAGCACCUGUUUGCCUACUACUAUGAUGCCGCGUGA